AGUCGACAGAACACCGGAUCGUUCGCGAACGUUAUAUCACUAUUUCAGAGAUAAAGAAGGCCGACUGCACGCGCGACAUGUGGAAUUACAGAUCUUCGUGUUUCUCCAGGUAAAGUGGAGUUCCGCAGCGCAGCGAAUGCAGUACUGUAGAUUUACAGUAUUGUAUAGAGGGCUGUUUAGGAGGUGUUUGUGUUAAAGUGCUGGAUGUUAUGUAACAGCUGCCACUAAGUACGUCAGCAACUUACGUAGUCUGGGGUGCGUUUCCCAAAAGGGUAGUUUACAUAGUACCUUACAUAGUCUGGGGUACGUUUCCCAAAAGCUUAGUUGCUAACUACGUUAGCAACUUACAUAGUCUGGACGAUGCAGCUGCGACGCAGGUGUUUCCCAAAAGCGUUGUUGGAACUAUGGAGGUAACCACGUUAGUAACUUGCAUAGUGAGAACCUUAGUUAAGCUACUCAGGUGUUUCCCAAAACCGUAGUUCCAGCGAAUGUUCGCAACUACCGUGAUUCACCUGCGUCGUUCCAACUACAGCUCUAGACCUGUCGUUAGGAGCUUAGUUCCUGGUGAUUAGUGCAGACGAUGGACGGAUUCAGAAAGUUGAUGAAUCACAUUAAUAUUGCUGCACGAGGAUUUAAGAUGUCAAGGGUUUUGAACAUGUAACUAAUUAUUUUAAAUGUAAUAAAAUAUAUAUUUUUCAGUGCUCUUUAGCUAAAAUGUGUUUUACAGUCUUGGAAAGAUGUAUGUCAAUUAUUCAAGCAAGCAUCUCUUGAUUAAAGAGAACUUGAGCUGUCAACAUUUAUGAAUUAGUGUAUUUUUUUAAAGCACUGUGCUAUAUGCACUCUCUGAAAAAGGGUACCAAACUGUCACUGGGGUGAUACUCUAAAAUGGCUUUAACGUAAACACCUGUACCUUAAGGACCUUUGAGGGUAUAUUUGCUUUGUUUGUACCCAGUGAAACAAAUGUAUCCAUAGAAUAGGCAAGAAUGUGUCUUUUAAUAAUAUAUUCAUAACAAGAACAAACAAAGUAAAAUGUGUCUUAAAACAAGAGUGAAAAUUAUAGAGACAUGUAAUAAGCAGGUGUUUUGAAUUACCGAAUUACUCCUCUGGAGGUAACAGGACCAGGCAGAGUGUGAAUAAAGAAAAUGUAUAAUUUACCCAUUACAACAUGUGUGCCUCUAGGCCUAUACAAAUGUUAUCAAUUAGUCUUUGUUAAAUAAUAAAUAUCACACACAAUAAGUAGAACCAUGUCGGCAACCAUAAUAGAUAUUUUUAAAAUUAGAAUAUUAAUUGCCAUUAUGAAAAAACAUUAAGAGAAUAAAAUCACGACUGGGAUUAGAAUUAGGCUUCCAUCAGGUGUUCUGUCGAGUUUUGCUACCCUGUCAAACCGUGCCACCCUAGUGUAUAUUUAAACGUAAAAAUGUCAGAAAAAGCCCCAUAUUUAAAGAUGCUUUCGGUAGGAGAUUUGGAAAUCGUGAAUCAAUAUAUCAAGAGACAGUUUAAAGUAAUUAGGAGUGAUAAUAACCCAUUUUUUAUAUUUCUCACGUAUUAUUACUUUUAUUAACCAACUUUCAUUUACGCAUUUGUAAUACUCAGACAAAUAAUGGCAAGGGGUUUCCGGUUGUUUAAUGCACCCAAGAAGAACAGAAUUACUGUAAGGACCUUCACAAUCACGUUUUACAUUACCACAAAAUAAAUAAAUAAAUAAAAAAUAAUAGGACUCAUUCAGAAUGGAGAUAUAUAUUUUUAUAUUUAUUUUUAAAAUAUUGUAAUAGCAAAUAUGUGUGAUUUUUGAAAGUAACACUGUCAAUUAAUAAUUAAUUCAUAGCAAUUAUUGUGUAGAUUUUGCUUACAUUUUAUUGUUCUUCUAUUAGUAGUACUGUUGUCAAUUCAUGUUGUGGUGAUGAUUAUGAUAUAAAUAGCCUAAAUGAUACAUUAGUAACAUAUUUUUGGCAUAAUAUUUUAAAGAUUGUGAGUUUCCUGCUGGGAAAGUCUGGCCGAACACGUCCGGAAACACCUUAGUUAAGACCACGGUGGUUCAAACAACAUAGUUCAGACUUCUGUGGGACCAACAAAGUACGAUGGUUUGGGGAAACGGUCGUACUUCAGAUGUUAGUAAGUUAAUGAUGCAUCCUACCAUGUUAGUUCAAUGCUAGGCUCCGUUGUUGUACGGGAAACGCACCCCUGAUCUGUACUACGAAUGCAUAGGAAAAGUAAACAGUGUUAAACAGCCUUAAUUAGACAAAGAAAAAGUGGAAUUUGAGGGUUUUUUUAGGCAGAAAAGGCAGAACACUAGAGGCUACUGUUUAUCUCUUUAUCAGAAUUAUAUCAAUCGACCAAAUUUUAAAACAUAUUAUGAACUGAUUAUAACCUUACUGGAUACCUUAAAGGAUACUGGAGCAUUAUUGAUUAUGAUCUGGCUCUCAGUGUUAAAAAAAGGUAGGGUGUGUUUCUUUGUAUCUGUCUGUCUGUCUGUAGGUCAGUGGUGAGGUCCUGCAGAUCUCUUCUCUGUGUUCUGCUUUUACAGAUCAUCACACCUGGAUCUGAAUCACAGUUCACUACAGUGAAGGUGAAGCUCUAUGAGUCUGCUGUUCUGCCCUGCUCUGAGAGAUGUUCUGGACUGGCCAGCUGGACCGUCUCACACCUACGCUUUGAUAUUUUGGCAGAGUGUAAUCAGACUGGCUGCAGAUCAGUGAAGGAGGGAUAUCACAUGAUCCAUGAUGAAUACCUGAAGGGGAAUCUCUCUCUGAUCAUCAGUAAAGCUGAUUACAGUAAGAGGGACUGGUACACCUGUGAGUGUAAUCGUAGAGACUUCUGUGAUGUUCGUCUCCAGAUAGAGGCUGUAACCUCUAAUGUUGAGAUAGAGCCUGGAGAAUCUCUACUGCUGCAGCUGAAGAUAUCAGAUCCAGUGCAGGUGAUCUAUAACAGAACAGGAUCAGCUGCUGGAUCCAGGGAUCAGAUAUGUACAGUGGAUGGAGAAUCACUGCAGAGUGAACCUGAAUAUAAACACAGAACAUCUCUGUCAUCUGUUCUGGAGCUGAGAGAUAUGAAUGUGUCUGAUAGUGGAGUUUACACCGUCAGGGACAUCCGGAAUAAAGAGGAUAUUCUCAUCUACACCGUCACUGUUACAGAUGAGCAGCAUAGCCGGAUCUGUAAGGAGAGAUAUAAGGACGGGUACGCUGCUGGGCGUGAGGACGGGUACGGUGCUGGAUAUCAGAAGGGACUGGGGGUCGGAGGAGGGAUUUUUGUGAUUAUAGGGCUGGCUAUUGGAGUCAUUCUGGGAGUGUUUGUUGUGCCACGAGUUCUCCAUCUGAUCAGAACUAGAGAACAGACUGAACAACCGGUGGACAUGGGAGCAGCUGAUGCCCUCAAUCAAGACAAUCCCACCUAGAGCCCUGAAGAAUCAUCAGCUCCUGCGGGUUUAUCUUCACUGAAAGCUGCUGGUGCACAUGAUCGUUAAUUCAGCAGCAGAUUUAACGGGAAAUGCAGGUCCUGUGCCUUCUAAAUGAUUCUCACUCAUACCUCUCUAACCUGCUCACAUCUACUGCAUUCUGUUUCACACCACAGAUCCGACCGUCUGUUCUACUGAACCACGAGCUUUUAUUCCCAUUCAGUUACAGCGUUAAUACAGGAUUGAGGAACAGCAGAGACUGGCUCGUUUCACACAUGCACUCAGAUCCAGACUUUAUACAGAAUUGUGCUUUUACACAUACAGCAUACUGAUAGAUAUAUUCCGUGAUGCACAGAAUUUACAACUUAAAAAAUAUAGCAUAGCAAAAAAAAUCUGGAUAAUAAAUCCUGCAAAUAUUCUGGAUUUCAUUGCAAGUGUAAACUGGGCAAAAGAGAGAGAGAGACAGAGAGAAAAGACGGGGUACAUCCAUUUGCAGUUACCUUCUCCAGAGCUGUAGGUGGCGCAUGAUUAAAAAUCUCUUGUCCUGGAGCUGCAGGCCUGGCGCUGUGGUGAUGUAUGGUGCUGCGAUGCUGCAAAUAGAUGAUAUUGGAAAAAAAAAAGAUAUAGAAGCAGAAGCAGAACAUUCUUCUACCCUCCUAACAGGCUGCAUUCUCAUACAGCAUUAUAAUCUGAUAAUUAUUAUAUUAUCUGAGUAAUAGCUCAAACACACUAGAAAACCUUCAUGAUCUGAAUAAAGCUAUCGUCUGAUUGGAGAAGGAGAGAAAUUAGUAAUAUAAUAUGCUAAAUAUGUUCACAUGCAAACAUCCGACAUGUUAAACGUCUGUAUUCAAUCAGAAACUGCGACAAUGUUACAUCUCUACACACAUUUAAAUCAAGUAGAUCAAGAAAUUAUUUAUUAAGCUUUAUCUGGACGGGAUUAGUUUCUCAGGGGGUUCUGGGUAAUUUUCUCUUUUAUGUUUUUCUUUUUUAUCCUCUGUGAUUUUAUUCCCAUCCAGAACGAUCAUGUAGGUGUUUUAUUUCUCAGACGUCCUCUGAGAAAAUUACAGGCUGAAUUAUCUACUGUUUUUCUCUGACUUUCAUCUCUGAGUUUCAUCUCCUCGCCUUUAAUAAAAUAGUUAUUUGUCCACUGCUGCACACCGUAAUUACACUUUGGGCGAGCCACGGUUUCCACAGAGAUUCAAGUAAAAACACAACAGUGAGUGGAAAUGGAGGAGCUACUGAACGCUCUGAUGUCAUGUGACUCACUGAUCCUCCUGUUUUUUAAAUUGCAGUCCGGAUACAGGAGUUUUAUCUCUGAGUAGAAGUGUUAAAUAUUUUACACAGACGCCCCCCUGAGAAACUAAACCCGUCCAGAUAGAGCUUUAGAGAAACAGACCUUAAUUCUCUGAACUCUCAGGUUUCCUAGACUGGGAUUAAGUCUAAUCUCAGACUACACAGCAUUCUGUAUUCUGAUUUCUUAUUUAAAGAUACAUAUAGUUCAUCACUAAGCCUAAUUUCUUUCAAGUGCAUGUUUGGUUCAAGAUUCUCCAAGG
Astyanax mexicanus (Mexican tetra) is the source of this 4941-nucleotide messenger RNA. RefSeq lists its product as uncharacterized. The transcript is spliced from 4 exons. The coding region runs from base 2708 to 3388 and encodes 226 amino acids. NCBI's taxonomy places the organism in Eukaryota, Metazoa, Chordata, Actinopteri, Characiformes, Acestrorhamphidae. The record is from RefSeq and is a predicted model, not a curated record.